This is a messenger RNA of Iphiclides podalirius (scarce swallowtail), 576 nucleotides long. NCBI's taxonomy places the organism in Eukaryota, Metazoa, Arthropoda, Insecta, Lepidoptera, Papilionidae. The record is from the annotation of a GenBank genome assembly.
AUGAAAACAGAAGAAGAAAACAAUACAGAUAAAAAAAUUGUGGUUAUCGGUUCUUCUAGCAUCGAUUUUACGACGUAUUCUCAGCGUCUUCCUGCACCUGGAGAAACAAUCCAUGGAUACAAAUUUACGACAAGUUUUGGGGGAAAAGGAGCUAAUCAAUGCGUUGCAGCAGCAAAACUUGGAGCAAAAACAUAUAUGAUAUGUACUCUGGGAGAUGAUCAGUGGGGAAAGAAAUACAAAGACCAUUUAAAAGAAAUUGGUGUGGAAAUAACAUAUGUUUCUACAGCAUCAAAUGUUACUACUGGAAUUGCUCAAAUAACGGUAGCAGAAAAUGGGGAAAAUCAAAUUGCCAGCUGGAAACGCCUCUUGAAUCGACUCUGGAGGCCUUCAAGCUUUGUAAUGGUGUUAAAAUACUUAAUGCUGCACCAGCUAGGAAAGAUAUUGGUAAUAUCAUGCUCCACUGUACUAUUUUAUGUAUUAAUGAAUCUGAAGCAUCUUUACUUGUCGAUUUUGUUGUUGAUGAAACGAACGCUUCUUCGGCCAUUAAUACAUUACUGGACUAUGGAUGUGAAACAG